Messenger RNA from Prionailurus viverrinus (fishing cat), 5182 nucleotides. It is a transcript of the gene PRKCB, whose product is annotated as protein kinase C beta. Lineage: Eukaryota; Metazoa; Chordata; Mammalia; Carnivora; Felidae. Gene Ontology annotation, biological process: protein phosphorylation. Gene Ontology annotation, molecular function: diacylglycerol-dependent serine/threonine kinase activity; zinc ion binding; ATP binding. The record is from RefSeq and is a predicted model, not a curated record. The transcript is spliced from 17 exons. Bases 210 to 2231 code for a protein of 673 amino acids.
GGUGCCAAGCGCAGCUGGACGAGCGGCGGCAGCUGGGCGAGUGACAGCCUCAGCUCCGCGCGCCGCGGCGGCCAGAGCCGGCGCAGGGGAAGCGCCCGCGGCCCCGGGCGGCAGCAGCGGCCGCCUCCUCGCGCGCCUCCCGGGCCCGCAGCCCGCGCUCCCGCGGCCCCGGGGCCGGCACCUCUCGGCUCCCGCUCCCCGCGCGCAAGAUGGCUGACCCGGCUGCGGGGCCGCCGCCGAGCGAGGGCGAGGAGAGCACCGUGCGCUUCGCCCGCAAAGGCGCCCUCCGGCAGAAAAACGUGCACGAGGUGAAGAACCACAAAUUCACCGCCCGCUUCUUCAAGCAGCCCACCUUCUGCAGCCACUGCACCGACUUCAUCUGGGGCUUCGGGAAGCAAGGAUUCCAGUGCCAAGUCUGCUGUUUCGUCGUGCACAAGCGGUGCCAUGAAUUUGUCACUUUCUCCUGCCCAGGCGCUGACAAAGGUCCAGCCUCUGAUGACCCCCGGAGCAAACACAAGUUUAAGAUCCACACAUACUCCAGCCCCACGUUUUGUGACCACUGCGGGUCACUGCUGUAUGGACUCAUCCACCAGGGGAUGAAAUGUGACACCUGCAUGAUGAAUGUGCACAAGCGUUGCGUGAUGAACGUCCCCAGCCUGUGCGGCACAGACCACACUGAGCGCCGAGGCCGCAUCUACAUCCAGGCGCACAUCGAGAGGGAAGUCCUCAUCGUCGUCGUAAGAGAUGCUAAAAACCUUGUACCUAUGGACCCCAAUGGCUUGUCAGACCCUUAUGUGAAACUGAAACUGAUUCCUGACCCCAAGAGCGAGAGCAAGCAGAAGACCAAAACCAUCAAAUGCUCCCUCAACCCUGAGUGGAAUGAGACAUUCAGAUUCCAACUGAAAGAAUCGGACAAAGACAGAAGGCUGUCUGUAGAGAUUUGGGAUUGGGAUCUGACCAGCAGGAACGACUUCAUGGGAUCUUUGUCGUUUGGGAUUUCCGAACUGCAGAAAGCCGGUGUUGAUGGCUGGUUUAAGCUGCUGAGCCAGGAGGAAGGCGAGUACUUCAAUGUGCCCGUGCCACCAGAGGGAAGUGAAGGGAAUGAAGAACUACGGCAGAAAUUCGAGAGGGCCAAGAUCGGUCAGGGGACCAAGGCUCCAGAAGAAAAGACGACCAACACCAUAUCCAAACUUGACAACAAUGGGAACAGAGACCGAAUGAAACUGACCGAUUUUAACUUCCUGAUGGUGCUCGGGAAAGGAAGCUUUGGCAAGGUCAUGCUCUCAGAGAGGAAAGGCACAGAUGAGCUCUAUGCCGUGAAGAUCCUGAAGAAGGACGUCGUGAUCCAAGAUGACGAUGUGGAAUGCACAAUGGUGGAGAAGCGGGUGCUGGCCCUGCCCGGGAAGCCGCCGUUCCUGACCCAGCUCCAUUCCUGCUUCCAGACCAUGGACCGCCUGUACUUUGUGAUGGAGUACGUGAACGGUGGUGACCUCAUGUACCACAUCCAGCAAGUUGGCCGGUUUAAGGAGCCUCAUGCUGUAUUUUACGCUGCAGAAAUUGCCAUCGGUCUGUUCUUCUUACAGAGCAAGGGCAUCAUUUACCGUGACCUCAAACUUGACAAUGUGAUGCUGGAUUCAGAGGGCCACAUCAAGAUUGCUGAUUUUGGCAUGUGUAAGGAAAACAUCUGGGAUGGGGUGACCACCAAGACAUUCUGUGGCACUCCAGACUACAUCGCCCCUGAGAUAAUUGCUUAUCAGCCCUAUGGGAAGUCCGUGGAUUGGUGGGCAUUUGGAGUCCUGCUGUAUGAAAUGUUAGCUGGCCAGGCACCCUUUGAAGGGGAGGAUGAGGACGAGCUCUUCCAGUCCAUCAUGGAACACAACGUGGCUUACCCAAAGUCCAUGUCCAAGGAAGCUGUGGCCAUCUGCAAAGGGCUGAUGACCAAACACCCGGGCAAACGUCUGGGUUGUGGACCUGAAGGUGAACGUGACAUCAAAGAGCAUGCAUUUUUCCGGUAUAUUGAUUGGGAGAAACUUGAACGCAAAGAGAUCCAGCCCCCGUAUAAGCCAAAAGCCUGUGGGCGAAAUGCUGAAAACUUCGACCGGUUUUUCACCCGCCAUCCACCCGUCCUAACACCUCCCGACCAGGAAGUCAUCAGGAAUAUUGACCAAUCAGAAUUCGAAGGAUUUUCCUUUGUUAACUCUGAAUUUUUAAAACCUGAAGUCAAGAGCUAAGUAGAUGUGUAGACCUCCGUCCUUCAUUUCUGUCAUUCAAGCUCAACGGCUAUCGUGGUGACAUCUUUUUUUCGUUGCAACGUUGCAUCCAUGUUUUAUUUGCUGACGAGACUAGAGUGACCAUGUUUCAGAACCCAAAUGUCCUCAGGUCGUUUGGAGCAUCUCUGUGAGAUGGGAUUAUGCAGAUGGCAUGGCGAAAAUGUUGCCGCAUAAUUAGCACAUUCGCAAAGUCCUCUUACAAUCCACGUUCGCCAGUGUAUCAGCUCAGUAGAUCCAGUGGGGACAGAAAAUGCCUGCUUUCUCUCCCUUUUUUCCAGCGCUCCCAUUUCACAUGUUUUUCCAACUCCGAGCAUCCAGUCUAGAUUAUUCCCACCAAGCGAGUCGAUGAUCGGACGCUAGCAGUAUUCUCUCCCUUCCUGCCGGACCCAGAGCUUGGCGUGUAUCCAAGUAUAUGGUGGCUUUCACUUAGAGGGAAGCCCUCCAUUCUGCCAGGUUUGGAGGCACCGUGAGCCGCAUGCUAAAAAUAAAAUUUUAUUUGUUAUUUUUUUUAGACUCAAAGUUAAGACGAUUAUCUCGGCCCUUUUAAAAUGCCGAGAGUGUGCUUUUAGACAGUCUCAAUCUAAAAGUACCUCAAGGGGUCAGUCAAAAGGCAGCCAGCUCGGGCACCACCUCCAAUGCUGUGAUUUCUGAUCCUCUGCAUCCCUGAUCACCUUCAUCCUCAAACUACUUGCAAAGGGCAUUUGCACCACUCCCUGAAAAGACAUGGUCACUCUAGCAAGGUCCCAGAGGACCGUGGUUUUACAUUACAUUUCAAAUUUUAUUUGCUUUGGGGUUUUAUUUCUGUUGUUGUUCGAACGCAAAAAGAAAAAAAAAAACCCACUUUGUUACACAUGCUUUGAAAUAUGUGUCCCAGUGUUAUUAACCACAAUGACCUGCUUUGAUUUGUCGAGAAGGCAGCUCUGGAGCCUGGCAGACCCAUGCCUGGGUGGAAGGGAUUCGCCUAGGUUUGUGGCUGGUUUUGGGAAACUAAAUAAGCACUCUGAGAAAGACACCAUUUCCUGAAACAUAGACAGUCGUAUUCUUCACUUUGAUGUUGUUUUGCAAGAUGUUUGUGGAAAUGUCCAUUUGUAUCUGGAUAUCUGUUCUGUGCCAUUUUUUUUCUAGCAUCGAGAUACAAUAAAAAAAAAAAAAGAAGAAAUGCUAUUUCAAGAAAACGGCUCUUUGAAAAACGUGGACCCAAACUACAAAGCAGGGCUCCUCAGGCUUUGGGACAGAAAGGAACUAAACCCAGAUUUUAACCUCAGCCCCAGGGUUCAGCUGGUCAGAGAGGCCAGGGCUGGGGACCAUUCAGGGACUUCUGGUGGCCUGUAGUGGGAUGGGAUGAGCUGGCUGAGGCUUCCAACGAUAUCGGAGCUCAAAGCCAGAGUCAAGUUUAGGGGCCAGCUAGGAGCAUGGCUGGAGAUCUUGAUUUUCUUAUCAAAAUCACCACUCCUCCCAGCUUGGACUAAAUAUUCUUUCUUGCAAGCAGCUUUGUGAGCCCCCAGAAGCCAAGGAAAGCCCUCGGGUGGGAGAAAUCCUGUUUCUGCCUGAGUGGAUGAGGACAGCAGGGUGUUUCCCAUCCUUGCCUACUGCCUCCUUCUAUUCUCAGGCAGCCCUACAGAGAAUUCCUAUCACAAGUCGAGUGAUUUCCAGAAGCACCAGGGCUUCUAAGAGACCAUCAGGAGAACUUUAGAAACUUGACUAAUGCCGUUGAAGUAAGACUUCUCAUCUUUAAGAAAAGCGUGCUUUGGAUUUGCACAGGCAGAGAGGCCCCUGGCUCGCUCCUGUCUGCCCUCCGCGUCUCCUUGCUGCAGGACCUCAUGUGUGGCAAACUUGAAGUCUCAGCUGAUGAGCUCAGGAAGUUAGAGAAGGAGGGAAAUUGGGGCGGAACCCUCCACCCCCAUUUUAUUGUGGGGGAAACUGGCAUCUGGAGAGAGGAAGUGACUUGCCCAAGGUCAGUCAGCUGGGGUGCAAACCCAGGUUUCCUGAUUCGGUGCAAGACUCUUUCCACUCUAUAGCUGGCAUCUCUGAGCCAUGCCCACCAACAGGCAAGUUAUUUGAGGUCCUUCGUCUGGCUGUUGGGUCACCAGGUCUUUCCUUGGACAUGCUGUCAGGAAGAUAAAAACCAUACAGAAGCAUUGGGCCACUGACAGAUUAUUUGAGACAACUUUAGAGAACAAUGUAAGAUAGGUAGAUAGGUAGCUAUAGAUAGAUGAUAGAUGAGAUAGAUAGAUAGAUAGAUAGAUAGAUGAUAGAUAGAUAAGAUGAUAGAUAGAAAAAAUAUAUUGUAUAUACACACCGCACUCUACAUUUUCCAAAUUGCUGCCAUUAUUUUUUCAAAAUAGUUUAAUAGUUUGCAGAAAGAGGUACUCAAGCCAAAGUCUUUGUUCCCCUAACACACCUUGCUGAGGGCUGGUCAACAAAGGCCUCUGUGGAAGUGAGGGAUCCUUGGUCAGAAUUCCUGCAGUUUCCUUUUCUAUCAAUGUUUUAAGUACAAGGAAGACCAAGAAACAGAGCUUUCAGCAUACGUAAUCUCUGGGCAACACUUUGCAAAUUUAUUCAGGAAGAAAGAUUUUUCCACAUCAUUGUGCCAUCGUCCAUGUAUUCCACUCUCCGUUCAUCUGGGAAGCAUUCGUUGAGCACCAGCUGAGUGUCAGGCUCUCUGCUGGGUGUCAGCAGCACAGUAGGGAGCCCUACAGAUGCCGCUGCCACUAAAUAAGUGAUUGAAAGCAUGAUGUGAUCUAGAGAUAACCAGUCUCUGAGUUAGCCGGUGGAGCCUUCUUACAAGAAAGAAAAAGUCAUCAGAAGUCUUCAGGGCCCAUCUUUCUCUCUGCAGACCAUAGUUUGAGGCUGAAGGAGGAAAUGCAGCAAUGCUCUCUUGACCCAGAUUUCUGGGGCAUUCCUCGAGUGCA